Microthlaspi erraticum is the source of this 1107-nucleotide messenger RNA. The record is from the annotation of a GenBank genome assembly. NCBI's taxonomy places the organism in Eukaryota, Viridiplantae, Streptophyta, Magnoliopsida, Brassicales, Brassicaceae.
AUGGAUUACAAAACCCCAGCUAUCCUAGCCGCUACCGCCGUGAGCUCCAUGUUCAUCCUGAUAAUGCUCCUCCUCGUUAUGUUCGCCUGUCGACGCCGCCCUGCCAUCGAAGACCAUCCUCUCCGGGCUCGUAACUUCCCCGAUCCGAUUCCUUCGUCGUCUCCUGAUCUUAACUCCGUCACAGAGACCGAAAGCGAGAGUUUCGAUCCCUCCAUCCCCCAGACAUCCAUGGCGGAGCUCUCAGUCGCAACGAACGGCUUCUCCCCAGAUCUAAUACUCGGCGACGGAAGCUUCGGUCAAGUUUACCGCGCAGAGCUCCCAAACGGCGUCGUAGUAGCCGUGAAAAAACUCUCCCCCGACGCGUUACAAGGAUUCCGUGAAUUCACCGCGGAGGUAGAAACCUUAAGUCGGCUCCGUCACCCAAACAUCGUUCGAAUCCUCGGUUACUGCAUCUCAGGCUCGGAUCGGAUCUUAAUCUACGAGUUCUUAGAGAAUCGAAGCCUCGAUUACUGGCUACACGAGACUCCAUCGUCGUAUUCAGUGUCAUGGUCAAAACGCGUGAGCAUCGCGCACGACGUAGCGAAAGGGUUAGCUUAUCUUCACGGACUUCCGAAACCGAUCAUUCACAGAGAUAUCAAAUCGAGCAACGUUCUGUUAGAUUCGGAGUUCGUGGCUCACAUAGCGGAUUUCGGAUUGGCGCGGAGGAUGGAAGAUUCGAGAUCGCAUAUUUCGACGCAAGUGGCGGGGACGAUGGGGUACAUGCCGCCGGAGUACUGGGGAGGGAAUACGGCGGCGACGGUGAAAGCUGACGUGUAUAGCUUUGGGGUGCUGAUGUUGGAGAUGGCGACGCGGAGACGGCCGAAUUGGCCGGUGAAGGUUGAUGGGAAGGAAGUUGGGUUGGCCCAAUGGGCUGUGAUGCUCGAGGGGCAGAAUCGGUAUUACGAAAUGGUUGAGUCGGGGGUUGUUGGUGGUGGUGGUGAGAAUGAGAAGAGUGUGGAAGAGUAUUUUAGGAUUGCUUGUCUUUGUAUAAAAGAGACCAUGAGAGAACGGCCUACGAUGAUUCAAGUGGUGGAGAUGUUGGAAGAGUUGUGUCGAGUUGAUGCGUAG